GAUCAAGCCCAUUUGGUAGGAAGACUCAGGUUGACACCCUCCGAGUGGUGAGGUGGACGCGUUUCUUUUGCAUGUAGCGGCAUCGCAUGCGACGUGAGUGAGGUUCACUAUACAGAAUCAUGUCUCGCCCGUUGGAAGUAAAGAGUUGCGCGGCUUAGAGACGUGAGUUAGAUUCUGUCUGAUUGUUAGAAAACGAAUAAUUGGAAGGAAAUUAGGGUUUGAAAACGUGAAAUUGUAAAUUUUGGAGCGAAAAUCUUGAAAGAUGGCAGGGGAAUCUCCAAGGCCCAUAAGGUUAAUGAAUUUCAUCUCGGAGGAGCAGUUGGAUCUGGCUAAGAAAGCGAGGGGUGAGCGGGUCGAGGACGGCACUGCGCAGAGAGAUAGACCUCUCUACGAGAUUUUAAAGGAGAAUAAAGACAAGCGGGAUGCAGAAUUUAAUGAACGCUUCAAGCAUAGGCCUCCUAAAGCUUUGGAUGACGAUGAGACUGAGUUUCUUGAUAAAUUAGAGAUGUCAAAGAGGGAAUAUGAGCGGCAAAUGGCAGAUCAGGAGGAGGAACAGCUUCGGAGUUUCCAAGCUGCAGUCGCUGCACAGUCUACCAUUGUACAUGAAUUGAAAGCGCCACCUGUUCCUGUGGUCCAGGAACAGAAAACCGUUGGGAAGAAGAAUCCGCCUGCUCGCUCAUUAAGUAUGAUUAUUAAAGUUAAACCACAGGCAAAGAAAGCAAAGCUAGAUGUAGGAAAUAUUGAACCUUCAGAUAUUGUGAGAACACCUGAUGAUACAGAAAAAUCUUCAGACCUAUUGAAAAUACCUAAUAGUGAUACUAACAAGUUCCCUGAUGUUGCUAAAACCGGUCUUGUUUCAUACAGCGAUGAAAGUGAGGAGGAUGAUUAGUUCAUUUGCUAGAAAUAUCUUAUUUAUAAUUCAUUUAAUUUCUCAAGUUCUUUAGUUUCAUGUAUACAAUUAUUAAUCGAGGUGGAAGCCGGGGCAUGCAGUAUGGCAGUAAGCCUGUCUCCUGCGCUGUUAUUGGGUAAAUUACUAUGCCCUUGAAGUUUAGUUUGUAUUUUUAAUAUUAAAUUAAAAUAUCUUUGCGGUUUUAUUUUGUUAA
This is a messenger RNA of Manihot esculenta (cassava), 1103 nucleotides long. Its product is annotated as PSME3-interacting protein. The transcript is spliced from 7 exons. NCBI's taxonomy places the organism in Eukaryota, Viridiplantae, Streptophyta, Magnoliopsida, Malpighiales, Euphorbiaceae. Gene Ontology annotation, cellular component: nucleus. Bases 263 to 889 code for a protein of 208 amino acids. The record is from RefSeq and is a predicted model, not a curated record.